Messenger RNA from Aricia agestis (brown argus), 798 nucleotides. RefSeq names its product elongation of very long chain fatty acids protein AAEL008004-like. The record is from RefSeq and is a predicted model, not a curated record. NCBI's taxonomy places the organism in Eukaryota, Metazoa, Arthropoda, Insecta, Lepidoptera, Lycaenidae. Gene Ontology annotation, molecular function: fatty acid elongase activity. Gene Ontology annotation, biological process: fatty acid elongation, saturated fatty acid; sphingolipid biosynthetic process; fatty acid elongation, monounsaturated fatty acid. Gene Ontology annotation, cellular component: endoplasmic reticulum membrane. Bases 1 to 798 code for a protein of 265 amino acids. The transcript is spliced from 6 exons.
AUGGGGUCACUUAUAAGAAAUAUUAUGGAAACCUAUAAAUAUGUCAACGAAGAUUUAGCACAUCCAGUCACAAGAAAUUACCUUCUAGUCUACUCCCCGUUCUGCGUUAUAGUCGGUCUCUUUGUAUAUUACAAGUUUGUCACAUUAUGGGGCCCAGAGUACAUGGCCGAUAGGCCGCCCUUCGACGUCAAGAAACCAAUGAUCGUGUACAACAUAGCACAAAUUAUUAUUUCAGCAGUCACGAUGGUCGGAGGUUUAAGCACGACAUAUCUAAACGGCCACUACAAUCUAUGGUGCCAGGGAGUCAACUACGAGGACAACGAGGGAGACGAUCCAGUUUUAUACUAUACGUGGCUUUACGCCACGGUCAAAGUGUUGGAUUUGGUUGACACGAUAUUCUUCAUACUGAGGAAGAAAUUCAGCCAUGCGUCGUUCUUGCACGUUUACCAUCACAUGGCCAUGGUGGUCUUAGGCUACAUGGGCCUUAAAUACGUACCAGGUGGUCAUGGAGCAAUGUUAGGUAUAAUAAACUCCAUGGUCCAUACGGUGAUGUACAGCUACUACCUCGUUGCCCUCGUGCGGCCCGACUGGGUGCGGGUCUGGUGGAAGAAGUACAUCACGCAGCUGCAGAUUGCCCAAUUUGUGGCGAUACUACUGCACUUCAGCCAUGUUUUGUUCCAGCCAUCGUGCGAGUACCCCAAAUGGGUGGUAGUGCUUUUGUUACCACAAAAUUUAUUUAUGACCGCACUUUUCGUAGACUUUUAUAUAAAAGAGUACAUUAAGAAAAAGAAACAAUAA